This is a messenger RNA of Colias croceus (clouded yellow), 2523 nucleotides long. RefSeq lists its product as uncharacterized. Lineage: Eukaryota; Metazoa; Arthropoda; Insecta; Lepidoptera; Pieridae. Gene Ontology annotation, cellular component: nucleus. Gene Ontology annotation, molecular function: zinc ion binding. Bases 385 to 2421 code for a protein of 678 amino acids. The record is from RefSeq and is a predicted model, not a curated record. The transcript is spliced from 2 exons.
CUACUUAUUAUAAUCCAUUGAAUCCAAAGGUCACAAAUUUUUCUUUUUAAAAAUUCUAUGGCCGAUGGAGAUUGGGGGCAUAGACAUUAGACACUUGGAAGUAGAAUACUCCGUUUAUUUCAAUCUAUGGUAGGUACUAGGUAGGUACUAAUAAAAAGUAUCGUACCUAUGAAAAACAGAAAACAUUUUUCGGUUAUAUUAUGUGGGUCACUGAUCAAGGCAAAUAAAUAAAUGUUAACUAUUAUUAAGUGUAUUGUAUAGAAAAUAAAACACUUGUAAAGUUUGUAAUAAAGUUGCUGAAACUACUGUGCUAUAGAAACCAACAUGGCCGUAAAGAUGUGUAAUUAUUUCUGAGAACGUACGUGUUUUUACAUUUUCUUUACGAUGGCUAAACGAAGAUCAGUAAAGAAGAAUGUCAAGGAUGUAAAAGUAGCAGGAGCAACUGCCACGGGGACAAAAUCAAGUGUAGAACCGACUAAACAUGUUGAAGAUACAAAUAUAAUAAAUACUGAAGCUAUGCCUCUGGGCUCUGCUAGCCUUGUUAUGAUGAAAAUGUGUAGAUUAUGUGAAACGAAAGACGGUCCAUUUCAUAACAUAUUUGGUGCUGAAAGUAUGACUGCCAAGAAAAUUGAUGACAUUAUGCCUUUUGUGGUUGCUGAAAAUGAUGAUCUACCUCAUAAAAUAUGUUUUCGAUGUUCAGCAAAAGUAGAGGAACUAUAUGAGUUUAUACAAAAAUGUAUUAAAACACAGGAGAGUUUGAGAAAGGCGUUAGGAAAAAGUGAGCCAAUUACACAGAAAGUAAAGCAGAGAACUCUUUGGGAGGAGAAGCUAAAUGAAUCUAAUAUGUCUAAUGAUGAUAUUUGUAAUGCUCUCAUAAGAAAAGCUAUGGAAGGUAUUAAAGACAUCCCAAUUAUGCCCCUUAUAGAGACUGAUAAGGAAGAACCGAAAAAAGAUCUGAAGAAAGAAAAAGAUGUAAAGUCCAAAGAAAAGGAAAAUAAAAGCAAAGAACCUGAUAUAAAAAGACCAAACACAAGACAUGGUCAAAAGGAUAAUGAAAGAGAAAAAGAAGCAUCCAAAUUGUCUAAAAACUUAGAAGAUGAAACUGAAAAAGUAGUAAAACCAAAAGAUGAAAAAUCUGCCGAUAAACUAAAUACAACAAGUGCUUUGAGUUUUGACUAUUUCCCCAGUGAGGAGAUAAAGGAGACGCCAAAGCCUUUUAAUAUUAUGGAUCACGUCAGUACAAUAAAAGUGAAUGGAGUUGGUAUUUUAUUUCAGUGUAAGUUAUGUAAUCGAAAUUUCCUUAAAAAAGAAGUUGUUAUGUCACAUGGUUGUUCUAAAAAUGGUGGAAAAAAGAUUGCGGAAGAAGUUAAAACGAUAGCGCCGGAGCCACCAAAAAUACCAUUAAUAAAAUAUAUAAAUACAAAACCCAAAAGUGAAUUAAUAAAUAAGCUGAGUGAUUCACCGAUUAGUAUUGAUGAUGAUGACGAUGAGGAUGAUAAACCUUUAGUUCUUAAAAAACCUAAACCCAGAAUUGGUCCAGCUAGUAAAGUUAGGCGCAAUGAGAACAAAUCACCCGUGCCACAAAUGUCAGCUAUGUCUACAGAAGAAACUGCCAAAACUAUUGUGAAUGCAUUUUCAAUGUCUCACCAGCAGCCUACCGCUCCGUUGAGUAUUCAAUCCCCUUCUCUUCCACUUCCAAUGGGAAACUUAUUGAAUAAUAGAUAUAAAUUAGUUCCCGGUCCAAAUAAUUCACUUAUGUUAGUUGAAGAUAAAACAGAAUCAGCAGGUCCAUCAAGUGAACAACAGUCUGAUAACACUGCAGCGAAAAAAAACGUUCCCAAACCUAGUCCAGCUGAACCUCCAACACUUCCCAGUGACCAACCAUACCCUGUUAGAUUAAUUAAAAAAGUUUCUCAUGACUCUCCAUACCCAACAUUGCCGGGAUCUUUCACAACGCCAGCGAUGAAAAAGCAGUCCUACACAGUAGUUCAAACUGGGAACCCCAGCAAACUAUUAAUAUCUACAAAACCACAGCCUGCGGAAGAAAUUCCUAAGAAGAAGACAAGGAAAUCACCUCCCGGGGAGAUUAAUCAAACCAAACCCUACACCCAAGUAGUGGAGUCAGACAAUCAAGCAAAGAAUUCGGGGUUUUUCACAUUUGUUAAUGUCGAUCCGUCUUUGCAACCUUUAUAUGUAUUACCCACCAAUAAUAUAAUACAGGAAUCGCAAAUAUCGACAUCGACAACAGCCAAACCGAAUGACAAAGCGAAAGAUGAAUAUUCAUGUAAUAUGUGUGGAGAGAAAUUUUCAAGAGAAAAGAAAUUACUCACACACAUACAAAGUCAUUAUAAAAAAAUGGAUGAAGAAGACCAACUAAGGGCACAGAAAAAUCCUAAAAAACGGAAAUCUAACAAUACAUAACAUAAAACAUGUAUGUUAUAUUCUUUGUUUUAAUUUUAUGCAUUUCUUUAGUCUGUAUUAAUUAAGAUUAGAUUUAUUCAUUAAAUUGUUUAUACAAUUGUC